AUGUCCCCUGAGUCGGCUGCAACGGCCAGUGAGAGCAGCCCCGCCGCCGCCGGCACCGUCCCCGAAGAGGAGCCGGACAGCCCCCGAGAGGAGCAACGGGCCCAGAAACAGUCCCUGUCAAAGUCCCUGUGUCAGGAGACCCACUGGAAAUGCCUGCUUCUCUCGCUGCUGAUGUACGGCUGCGUCGGGGUGAUGGCCUGGUGCCAGGUGACCCAGGUCACACGCCUCUCCUUCGACAGCGCCUACAAGGGGAAGUCCAUGAUGUAUCACGACAGUCCCUGCUCCAACGGCUACAUCUACAUCCCCCUGGCCUUCUUGGUCAUGCUCUACGUGGUCUACCUGGUGGAGUGCUGGCACUGCCACACCAGGAAUGAGCUGCAGUACAAGGUGGACGUGGACAACGUGACCGAGCGCGUCCAGCGGAUGCAGCAAGCUACACCCUGCAUCUGGUGGAAGGCCAUCAGCUAUCACUAUAUCAGGAGAACACGACAGGUGACGCGCUACCGCAACGGAGACGCCUACACCACCACACAGGUGUACCACGAGCGGGUCAACACCCACGUGGCCGAGGCGGAGUUUGACUACGGGAACUGCGGAGUGAAGGACAUCUCGAAGAACCUGCUGGACCUGGACAGCUUCCCCAUCACCAGGCUGAGGUUCACAAAGUGCUUUAGCUUCGCCAGCGUGGAGUCAGAGAACACUUAUCUGACCCAGCGCGCCAGGUUCUUCACAGAGAACGAGGGUCUGGACGAUUACAUGGAGGCCCGUGAGGGAAUGCAUCUGAAGAAUGUAGACUUUAAAGAGUAUAUGAUUGCCUUUUCUGACCCCAGUCACCUGACCUGGUACACAGCUAACUCAACGUUUUGGGUGGCAGCUGCUUUCACCCUCUCCUGGCCUCUGCGGGUGCUGACAGAGUUCCGCACUGCCUGUGCACACUACCAUGUGGAGAAGCUGUUCGGAUUUGACUUUGUGCCAACAACACCCUCUGAGGAGCGGCCAUAUUGCCCACACAUCCCACGAGUCAACACAAUCGACAGCACAGAACUGGAGUGGCACAUCCGCUCCAACCAGCAGCUGGUGCCCAGCUACUCGGAGGCCGUUCUCAUGGACCUGUCCCAGCUCUCGGGGAGCUGCAACAGCUACUCCGUCUGUGGAGGCUACGGCGGCUACAGGCAGAACUGUGAACGCUGCCAUCGCACCAUCAGCAGCUCCUCCAUCUUCUCUCGCAGCGCCCUCAGCAUUUGCAACACGGGGAGCCCCCGCAUCCCCUUCAGUGCCAGCCGCUUCUCACUGAGCCGCCUGUACGGCUCCCGGCGGAGCUGCCUGUGGAGGAGUAGUGGGAGCCUGAAUGAGCAGUCGUGCCCCACAGAGAGCACCCGCUGUCUGUCAGGUCAGCAGACCAGCGAGGAGAACCCUCCAGCCUAUCAGGAUGCUCUGUUCUUCCCAGUGCUCAUUGUGCAUCGCAACGAAGGCUGCCUCAACCAUGACCACCACUCCCUGCACAGGAACGGCUCCUGUGUAGAGACUUCGCUAUGA
Pleuronectes platessa (European plaice) is the source of this 1536-nucleotide messenger RNA. It is a transcript of the gene tmem151ba, whose product is annotated as transmembrane protein 151Ba. The coding region runs from base 1 to 1536 and encodes 511 amino acids. The record is from RefSeq and is a predicted model, not a curated record. NCBI's taxonomy places the organism in Eukaryota, Metazoa, Chordata, Actinopteri, Pleuronectiformes, Pleuronectidae. The transcript has 2 exons.